CCUAGAGAAGCCUACGAUGCCCGACAAUGUACAAUGCAGUUUGUGAGCGCGAGGGAGGGAGGUAAAAGCAGAGUGAAUCAAAUGUUACGAAGUCCCAGUGGCAGUAGUGCAACGGAAGGUGUCUUAGGAUAGAGGCUUUUGAAGAUUUAUCGUUGUGCGGCAGCUUGUAAAGUUUCUUUUAGACGAUAGAAUUGGUGUACAUUCACGUCGCAGGAAUUCUCGUUAACUACGAUCUACAUGGUCCAUAGAUAACAUGGCGGAAGCACAUUCAGCUGUAGCAUUUAGUUUUUCUAUUACUCAUGAAGGAUGGGACGUUAAUUUUGAUAGAGAAGUUUUGCAUUUGGUCUGGCAGUCAGGUAUUCGCUCAUGGAAAAAGAGGUUCUUCAAAUUUGUUAAUAAUCUAAGAAGCGGCGUAUAUCCUGCCUCUUUGGAAAGUUUAUGGUUAACCAUAGCUGUGGUGACUGUGAUACAUUUUGCAGGUUUCAAAUAUCCCUAUGAUCCUGUUGGAAAAGCUGCACCAUACCUUUCAGGAUCUUUGAUAUUGGCACACUUAGCUGGAUCAUUUUUAUUUGGAUUAUUGUUGUGGUUGAUGGUGAUAUAUCUAAUUCGCUAUACUUUAAAAUUGUUACUUAUGUACAAAGGAUGGAUGUAUGAAUCUAGAGAAAAAGGGUCUAGUACUUCAAAAAUUACUAAAAUAUGGACUACAUUGGUGAAGAUAUUCUUUGGAUGGCACAAACCAAUGUUGUAUAGUUUUCAAGGAUCCUUACCAAGGCUACCACUACCUUCAGUGGAAGAUACUAUGAAAAGGUACCUGCGAAGUGUUCGACCUUUACUCGAUGAUGACAAUUAUGCUCGUAUGGAGACUCUAGCUAAUGAAUUCCAAAAAGGCAUUGGUAAAAAACUUCAACGUUAUUUGAUUUUGAAGUCUUGGUGGGCCACUAACUAUGUUUCUGACUGGUGGGAAGAAUAUGUUUACCUACGUGGACGAUCUCCUAUUAUGGUGAACUCAAACUUUUACGGCAUCGAUGCUAUUUUAAUGCAUCCGACGAAAGUGCAAACUGCUCGGGCCGCAAGUGUCAUUUAUUCAUGUCUGCAAUAUAGACGUCUCAUUGAACGUCAAGAGUUAGAACCAAUUUUAAUUCAGGGACUAGUACCUUUAUGUUCAUGGCAAUAUGAAAGAUUAUUUAAUACUACAAGAAUACCUGGACGCGAUACCGACAAACUUGUUCAUUAUCAAGAUUCUAAGCAUAUUGUUGUGUAUCAUAAAGGCAGAUACUUCAAAGUUUUUAUUUAUCAUAAAAACAGAAUUCUUCAACCCUCUGAAAUUGAACUCCAGAUGCAACAAAUUUUAGAUGAUAAAUCAGAACCCGCAGAAGGGGAAGAAAAAUUGGCUGCGUUAACAGCAGGCGAAAGAACUGCAUGGGCAAUGGCUAGAGAAGAGUUUUUCUCAAAAGGAGUGAAUAAAGCAUCUUUAGACUUAAUUGAAAAAUCAGCAUUUGUAGUUACACUAGAUGACAUACCAUAUAUAUAUGAUCCAGCGAAUCCAGAAAAAUUAGAUCAAUAUGGCCGAAUUCUAUUACAUGGUAAAGGAUAUGAUAGAUGGUUUGACAAAUCUUUUACUUUAUGCAUAGGUAACAAUGGUAGAAUUGGAUUCAAUGCUGAACACUCGUGGGCAGAUGCUGCAGUGAUGUCACAUUUAUGGGAGUACGUGAUAUCUCAGGAAACUGGCAAUAGAGAAUAUAGAGAAGAUGGACACGUUAAAGGGGAACCGGAGUUCACACCUCCAUCUCCUACUCGGCUUCAAUGGGAUUUAAACGAAAGUUGUAUAACAGCUAUUGAGACCUCAAACGAAGUUGCACAGAAUUUAUUGAAUGACGUUGAGUUACGCAUUUAUGUACAUGAUGCAUACGGAAAAGGUUUUAUGAAAAUUAAUUCUAUGUCACCGGAUGCAUAUUUACAAAUGGCACUCCAAUUAGCAUAUUAUCGCGAUUCUGGUAAAUUUAAUUUAACAUACGAGGCUUCCAUGACUAGACUGUUCAGAGAAGGAAGAACAGAAACAGUGAGACCAUGUACAAUUGAAUCUACGGCAUGGGUUAAAGCAAUGGAAGAUAAAGAUGCUACCACAGACCAUAAAUAUAAAUUAUUGAUGGCAGCAGCAAAGCAGCAUCAGAAAGGUUAUCAAGAUGCUAUGUGUGGCAAGGGAAUUGAUAGACACUUAUUUUGUUUAUACGUAGUAUCCAAGUAUUUAGAAGUGGAUUCUCCGUUUUUGAAGGAAGUUUUAAGUGAACCGUGGAAAUUAUCUACUUCGCAGACUCCGCAUGGUCAGACAUCAUUAAUAAAUUUGAAAAAACAUCCAAAUUGUAUUUCUGCAGGCGGUGGUUUCGGCCCUGUUGCUGAUGAUGGUUAUGGUGUUUCUUAUAUUAUUGCUGGCGAAGAUCUUAUAUUUUUCCAUAUUUCGUGCAAACGCAGUUCUCCAAAAACAAAUGCUGCCCGAUUUGCAAAUCAAAUAGAGAAGUCAUUGGCUGAUAUGAAGAAUUUGUUUCUUGAUUAUAAAAAACUACAAUCACAAAAGAACGGUUCUAUUUAAUCAUUUUACAACGAAGAAAAAUUUAAUAGUUCAUGCAGUUAUGAAGAUAUAUAGUUUUGAAUAUUUGCUUUCAUAAAUUUACAAAGAGUUAUACCUUCACAGAACUAAAUGCACCAAUGAUUACCUGAGUAAAUAUUAAGCAGGAAGCUGUUACGAAGUACAAAUAAAAAAAUUAAGGUAAAGUUAAACAGAUUCAACAAAAAUACAAAGCAAGUUAUGACUGCUAACUUCAAACAUCUUUGUGACUAAAAAUAUAUAUUUCAUACUAUUUGAUGCUAUACAUUAAAGUAACACAAACAUAAUUUAACUGUACCUAUUUUUAUAAGAAAUUUUUAUAAAAAGAAGCUAUUUUUCAAUAAGAAGAUAAUUGUCAAUUAUAAUUGCAUUUAUAGUAAUUGAUCAUUAAAGGUUUAAAAAGAAUGUUUAAAAUAUAGUUUCAAAACUUGAAAUUCUCAGGUAGUUUUCUUCAUAUUAGAUGAAUUCUCAAAAAUUUAUCAGUUUGUUAGAAGGUGUGGUAAAAAAUUUAUAAAAUAAAAUUGUUGUGUAGAUUGAUAUUUGAAUAACUGUUUAUAUAGUUAUUAUAGAUACUUAUUAUCAGUCUUCUUCAACUAUUAAGAACAUUUGAAAAAUUUAAUAUUAAUUUCCAGUAUUCAAAGUUCUAAAAUACUUUUCAAAGCAAAUUUAUUUGUAUGGAAUAUUAGAGACAAAAGGAACCAAUUCUGUUUUGACUUUAUAUUAAUUCUUUAAUCGUGUAAUACUCAUUCCAUACUCAUUACAUCAGAUAUUUAUAAAUGAUAAUGAUAAAUUUAUAAUGGACCUUUUAAGAAUUUCAGUAAUCUCAGAUUUUGUACGUAAUUCACUUCAUAAAACAAACUAUCAUGUUUUAUUAACAAUAAUUUUUAUAUUAAUAACUCAUCAGUUUUAAUGCGAUGUAAUCAUAUUAGUGAAUAGUACGAAAAUGUAUUAAAUAAUAUGCCAUAACUCAAUUUCUGCAACCUAUCAAUGCAAAGUUUUAUCAUUAUAGAUAGUUUUAUAUAAUAUGUAAAGUAUUACUCCUUUUACCGCACUUUAUUCAAAACAUAUUGCAAAAUAAUGGUGCUUUUAUAAUGGAAUUUUAAUAUUUUUUCUGACAUAAAUCAAAAACAGAAAAUUAGAUUUAAAAGUAUCAAAUUAUAAAAACUGUUAGUAUUUAAAACUUUGUCCUUCAUCACCUGGAUAUUGUUAAAAACAAAAGGAUUAAUAAUAUGCAACAAUGUUGUACUUUCGAUUAAACAUAUAACAUUACUAGAAAUAUACACAGAUAAGAUUUCUCAUUACUAAAAUUGCAUUUACACAUGACCCGAACUGUUAAACUAAUUGCAGAGUAUGUAUUUGUUAUAUAUUAAAUAAAAAUUGUUAUUUUUAAAAACUGAGCUCCGAAAAUUCGACAAAAUUGUCACGCGUAAGCACUUGAUAAAGAAACAUUUUAAACUGUAAUAAAGAUGUUUACUCUUA
Megachile rotundata (alfalfa leafcutting bee) is the source of this 4081-nucleotide messenger RNA. It is a transcript of the gene whd, whose product is annotated as carnitine O-palmitoyltransferase whd. Gene Ontology annotation, molecular function: carnitine O-palmitoyltransferase activity. NCBI's taxonomy places the organism in Eukaryota, Metazoa, Arthropoda, Insecta, Hymenoptera, Megachilidae. The record is from RefSeq and is a predicted model, not a curated record. Gene Ontology annotation, cellular component: mitochondrion. Gene Ontology annotation, biological process: carnitine metabolic process; fatty acid metabolic process.